Molecule: messenger RNA, 2640 nt
Organism: Nelumbo nucifera (sacred lotus)
Lineage: Eukaryota; Viridiplantae; Streptophyta; Magnoliopsida; Proteales; Nelumbonaceae
Product: putative beta-D-xylosidase 2
Biological process (GO): xylan catabolic process; arabinan catabolic process
Molecular function (GO): alpha-L-arabinofuranosidase activity; xylan 1,4-beta-xylosidase activity
Source: RefSeq, a predicted model, not a curated record
GACAGAGAGAGAAGAGCUCUCUUCUGUUACUCACAGCCCAUAUGGCCUUCAUCAGUACAUCACCCAUCUCCCUCUGUGUCCUCUGCUUUCUCGUUUGUCUCUUUGUCUCUCCGCACAACGGAGACGCCCGCCCAGCAUUCGCCUGCGACCCACGAAAUGGGCUGACGAGGAACUUACCCUUCUGCCAGGUAUCUCUGCCGAUACCCGACAGGGUGAGGGAUCUCAUUGGGCAGUUGACGUUGCAAGAGAAAAUAAGAUUGCUGGUUAACAACGCAGCCGCGGUGCCGAGGCUGGACAUCGGGGGUUAUGAGUGGUGGUCGGAGGCGCUCCACGGUGUCUCCAACGUUGGCCCUGGAACCAAAUUUGGUGGAGCUUUUCCUGGAGCUACCAGUUUCCCUCAGGUCAUCACCACUGCAGCAUCCUUCAAUGUGUCCUUGUGGGAACAAAUUGGACAGGUGGUGUCAGAUGAAGCGAGGGCCAUGUACAACGGAGGGAUGGCCGGUCUGACGUAUUGGAGCCCAAAUGUCAACAUACUCAGAGAUCCAAGGUGGGGUCGGGGACAAGAGACUCCCGGCGAGGAUCCCAUUGUAGCCGGUGAGUACGCGAUCAGAUACGUUAGAGGACUCCAAGGAAACGACGGUAACCGAUUGAAGGUUGCCGCCUGUUGCAAGCACUACACAGCCUACGACCUUGAUGACUGGAAUGGCGUCGAUCGCUUCCACUUCAACGCCAAGGUGAGCAAGCAAGACCUGGAGGACACGUACAAUGUGCCGUUCAAGGCUUGUGUGUUGGAAGGGAAUGUAGCUAGUGUGAUGUGCUCCUACAACCAGGUCAAUGGCAUCCCAACUUGCGCUGACCCCAACCUUCUUCGCAAUACUAUCAGGGGUCAGUGGCGCCUUAACGGAUAUAUCGUUUCGGACUGCGAUUCUGUCGGUGUCUUUUUCGAUCAACAGCACUACACCUCAACACCAGAAGAAGCAGCCGCAGACGCCAUUAAAGCAGGUUUGGAUUUGGAUUGUGGGCCUUUCCUCGCUAUUCACACGGAAGCGGCCAUAAGGAAAGGCAUGUUAACCGAAGGGGCCGUUAACGAUGCUCUAACCAACACCUUAACGGUCCAGAUGAGGCUUGGGAUGUUCGACGGUGAGCCGUCGGCCGAGCCCUUUGGCCACCUCGGCCCAAUGGAUGUUUGUACGCCGGCCCAUCAAGAGCUAGCACUGGAAGCUGCUCGACAAGGCAUUGUUUUGCUCAAGAAUCAGGGACCGUCGUUGCCACUGUCUAGAAUCCGCCACCGUACAGUAGCGGUUAUCGGGUCCAAUUCUGAUGUCACAGCAACCAUGAUAGGCAACUACGCAGGUGUUCCGUGUGGAUAUACUACUCCCCUGCAAGGGAUUGCGAGAUACGCCAGGCCCAUCCACCAAGCCGGGUGCAUUGACGUGGCCUGCAACAGUGACCAGCUAUUCGGUGCGGCUUUGGACGCGGCCCGUCAAGCGGACGCAACGGUGCUAGUAAUGGGACUAGACCAGUCCAUCGAGGCAGAAGCUAGAGACAGGGUGGGACUACUCCUACCGGGACGCCAACAAGAGCUCAUAUCUAAGGUCGCCAUGGCCUCCAGGGGUCCCACUGUGUUGGUCUUAAUGUCUGGUGGGCCCAUCGAUGUGUCCUUUGCUAGGGACGCCCCACGUAUCCCUGCCAUCUUAUGGGCAGGGUACCCUGGCCAAGCAGGAGGGGCUGCAAUUGCCGAUGUGUUGUUUGGAACAACCAACCCAGGAGGCAAGCUGCCAAUGACAUGGUACCCACAGGACUACGUGGCUAGGUUGCCAAUGACGACCAUGGACAUGAGAUCUGACCCAUGGAGAGGGUACCCAGGCAGGACCUACAGGUUCUACAAAGGCCCAGUAGUGUAUCCCUUCGGGCACGGAAUGAGCUACACCAACUUCGUAUACACCAUCGCAGACGCCCCGGCCAUGGUCACAGUUCCCCUCCGCGGCCACCAGGGGAACUCCAGCACCUCAGGCAAGGCAAUCAAGGUCACACACGCCAAGUGCGAUGGGCUGUCGGUCGUCCUCCACGUUGACGUGAAGAACGCCGGCUCCAAGGAUGGAUCGCACUCGCUACUCGUCUUCUCGUCACCUCCACCGGCCGAACAUUGGGUGCCCCAGAAGCAACUAGUAGCUUUUGAGAAAGUCCAUCUCCCAGCAGGCUCUCAGCAGAGAGUUCAGAUCACCAUACAUCUCUGCAAGUUUCUUAGCGUCGUUGACAAGCUUGGAAUUCGAAGAAUUCCUUUGGGCCAGCAUGUUCUUCACAUAGGCAAUAUCCAUCAUUCCAUCGUUCUGCGAGCAGCUUAGUUGGGGGGGUGAUGGCAACUAUGUCGUCCUUGGUGUUGGAUGAUUAAGGACAAAGAUAAUUCGUCGUUGCAUGGAGAAAAUCUUCAUCAACAAAUAGAAUAUAUAUAUAUAUAUAUAUAUAUACAGAAAACUGGUAGAUUAGUGGGUAAAAAUGAGUUCUAAUCCAGGGAUCAGAAUAAGGUUGGUCAGUGCUUGGUUGUUGAUUCUUAACAUGAAGAAAGAAGAAAAGCACCAAUUUCGUCGUUAUAUGUCUGUGGGUUGCUCCUAAAAGAUGAGGAGCUCUUCAUUGUUGAAA